UUGAAGACGGGGUGCUGACUCGGCAUAGGCUGCACCGCCCUUGAUCGCAUCCGUGUGGACGUGGCAUGUGUUCUCAAUACUGCCCUAGAGCAGGCAAAGAUGUGACUCUAACACUACGCUCCGUGAGAGCCUGGGACUGUGCCAAUGCUCCACGAUCCCUGAUUUGCCAGCAUGCUCACAACGCAUUGGCUGUGCUUCACUUACUCGUAGGACGCGGAUGAGCUCGCCCCGUUGUCUAAGGGAGCGGAGUACAAGCUAUGGUACGGGAAUCUGUACGCCUUCGAAGCCUCAUCUACUCACGCCACAGGUCCAUCCUCAGAAGAACCCUGUGACGCACAUAACAGGUUGAUGAGAUACCAACGCCUUAGAGACACGCUUGCCACUUCAGCUCUGCUCAACCAAUCUCAUAGUGAGAAAACAUACUCCGUACCACCAUCCCG
Baudoinia panamericana UAMH 10762 is the source of this 440-nucleotide messenger RNA. RefSeq lists its product as uncharacterized. The coding region runs from base 66 to 221 and encodes 51 amino acids. Lineage: Eukaryota; Fungi; Ascomycota; Dothideomycetes; Mycosphaerellales; Teratosphaeriaceae. The transcript has 2 exons. The record is from RefSeq and is a predicted model, not a curated record.